AUGGCGCAGGCAUUCGAGGUUAUGAGCUUUCCGGAUACGUUGCUUUUCGAUACAGCCUUGUUGCUGGAUCGGUACUAUGCCAGCCUGCCCAAGGAGGAUUGCAAUACCGCAGAAUCGCAAAGAAGGCUGUUGGCAGCCGUUUGUGUGGCGCUGAAGACUGGAUCCAACGUAGAGCCGCAGCUGCCGCUGCGACAGGUGGUUGCACAUCUCGGGCACGACGAGGUUCCCUUUGACGAUGUCAUUGCCGCUGAGCUUAUCAUCCUCAGGAAGCUUAGGUUUGAUGUGGGUACGCCGACUGCACGGGAUUUCCUGGAGGCGCUUGGUGCCAGGCUGAGCAAUUUCCAAGCGCCCGAUCGAGCCCAACACUUGGCAGAUUUCUUGCUGCAGCUGUCCCUGGCAGAUGCUGGUUUGCAUUACAGGUAUCCGCACUCGAUGCUGGCUGCUGCAGCCCUGCUUCUGGCCCUCUCGGUAACCUGUGCUCCAGCAGCCGCACAGACGGCGGUGCUGGAGGACCUGGAAUUGCACUUUCCAGAGGCCGCAGAUCAACACGGCACUUUGGCAAACUGCGGCCGUGAUUUGCAGUCACUCUGGCUCAUGAUUUUCGCCAACCAAGAGAACAUGCCGAAGGAGCCGAAGGAGCAGAGCCACUCGGAACGCCUCCUUCUGGGCCCUGCCAUCACGGCGGCGUUGACGGACUACUUCACGCGAGCGGAGGCCACAACGAACAUCGUCGCGGCCAUCGCCUCGGCACCGACACGAUGGAAGCUUGGCAGCGGUCCGGGUCCCCAACGGUUCGCCAACACGCUGAACCUAUUUGCGGUGUUUGAGGCGCGUGCUCUCAAAACGUCGAUGCCGGAGGUGAGAAAGCUCACCGGGGGCGACGUUGAAGGUCAUGAUUGGUGGGAGAAACAUGAAGAACUCCUGGAAGCUGCACGAAAAGAGCUAGGACCGCUCCACGAGGAUGUGUACCACCUGUGCUCGUCUCGAGGCUCCGAAUUAGAAGCAGCUUCCUGUCUUCUUCCAGCCUUGCGGCAGGCACUGGCUGAUGCUUCUCCUGCAGCACUACGUUCACAACUAGUCGAGGUUUGCAGAGAUGCAGCAGGCUACGCCGUGUACAGGUUUGACAUCUUCGCCCCAGACUGGUGCGAUCGAGUCCUUGCUGAGCUGGACCAUCUCGAGGCAAGUGGCAUUCCUCUCCGUCGGCCGAACGGCAUGAAUCGCUAUGGAGCCAUUCUCUCGAACUUGGGAUUUCAAGAAGGGCUGCUACAGCCGUUGAUGAGGCUUGUGGUGAAGCCAUUGGCCCGAGAGCUGUGGCCUGAAUGGGUAGAUCCGAAGGAUUGCGCUGAAACCUACGGCUUCGUGGUGCGAUACAGGAUUGGCGAGGAUGUGGAGCUUGCUGAGCACGCAGACACUUCCAAUGUCACUUUGAACGUGUGCUUGGGAAAGGAGUUCACAGCAGGCGAGCUCUAUUUUAAAGGAGUACGCUUCACCCCAUCGCAGGAUGAUGUUCAGGAGCACUCGGUCUUCCACAGUCGCGGGUCUGCUCUGAUACAUUUGGGUGGGCACUUCCACGGCGCAAGGCCGAUCACGAGCGGAGAGCGUAGCAACCUCAUCCUCUGGGGAACUGGAGAUGGUGGGCAGGUCCGGAUUCGACCAGCGACGCCAAAGAGUGAAGCUAUGCACUUCACGAACAACUCUCUCGUUCAAAGCUUGCGAGCGUCGAAGGCUCGGACAUAUGCUGCCACCAAGAUGACAUCAAAGAUCUGCAGUGCUGACAGACGGCCCCGUGCUGCUUCUUGGUGCGGGCAGCGCCUUUCUGCAAGGACGGUUGUACCAGCUCAAGAGUGA
This is a messenger RNA of Symbiodinium sp. CCMP2456, 1848 nucleotides long. NCBI's taxonomy places the organism in Eukaryota, Dinophyceae, Suessiales, Symbiodiniaceae. The record is from the annotation of a GenBank genome assembly.